Molecule: messenger RNA, 3574 nt
Organism: Branchiostoma belcheri (Belcher's lancelet)
Lineage: Eukaryota; Metazoa; Chordata; Leptocardii; Amphioxiformes; Branchiostomatidae
Product: polycystic kidney disease protein 1-like 2
Exons: 15
Coding region: 205-2640 (811 amino acids)
Biological process (GO): detection of mechanical stimulus
Cellular component (GO): membrane
Molecular function (GO): calcium channel activity; calcium ion binding
Source: RefSeq, a predicted model, not a curated record
GAGGAAGGCGACGGAAGGGUGGACUGUUUGCUCACGUCGGCUACCGACGAACAACUGUCGACCCUUAGGCACGUCUUUGGGUCACGAACAUCCAAGGCCUUCAAUGAUGGUCACCUGUGGGCUUCGGUGCUGGGACGACCUGCCUACAGUCCCUUCACUCGUGUCCAGCGGGUGUCCUGUUGCCUCUCCCUCUUACUCUGCACCAUGGUCACCAACAUCGCGUUCUUUCAACGGGAAAAUGACUUCAGCAAGCCUCCUCCGAUCGACAUCCUUGGUUUCAAAGUACAGAUCCCGAUGUCGUGGGCCCAGUUCAUGAUCGCUGUGCAAAGUUGUCUCAUCAUUUUCCCCAUCAACCUGGCCAUAGUGGAGAUUUUCCGCCAUGUUGCAUCUCCACCAGAGAGGAAGGCCAAAGAUCAACGUGGUUCAAGCGCUUCCUCGAUAACUUCAGAUUCAGACGUCGUAAGUCUUGAAGAAAUCGAGCUCAAAAAAAUUGACAAGGCCUGGGACUUCUACAGACAACCAUACAGUGAUAGCAAGAUGACUGAGGACAAGAAAAAAGGAUGUAUUCUUCCGUGGUGGUGCGUUUUCAUAGCCUGGUUCCUGGUUUUUGCCAGCUGCGUCGUGUCUGCAUUCUUCACCAUCCUGUACGGCCAGGCAUACGGCAGGGAGAAAGCUGAGGAGUGGCUCUUCGUCUUCUUCACUUCCUUCUUCGCGGAUCUCUUCGUCCUUCAGCCCGUCAAGGUGGUUCUGUUGGCCGUCGGACUCACGCUGGUGCUGAGGAAACCUCAUGACGACGCAGAAAAUCAGACACCAACGCUGGACUACGAGGAAGUGUGCGCCUACCUGUCAACCAUCAAGGCGACACCUGUAAAGGAAUGCCGUGAAGAACCACCGGACUCAACAAAGCUGGCAGAAAUGCGAGUCCGCCGUUUCGUCGAGAUCAGCAUGAAAAAGGCCAUGUGCGAGUUUGCGUUUUACUUCCUCUUCGUCCUGGUGCUAGUGGUCAUUGCCAACGGGCCACGUGACACAGGCAUGUUCCACAUGACUCAACAUCUUCGGAAGACUGUGGACGACGGAGGGGAUCAUUCCUUCACAAAGGUGGACGACGCGGAGAGCUUUUGGAACUUUGUAAGAUACACACUGAGUCCUGCAUUAUACGGCAACCGGUGGUACAAUGAUGACAACAGAGAACCGGAUGGAUUCAUGGCUGACAAGACGUCAUAUGUGGUCGGACCUGUCAGGAUAAGACAGCUGAGGGUGGCAGAAGAUCCUUUAUGUAAGAGGGCCUGGCAAGUUCAACACAUCUUCAAGGACUGCACCAAUGCCUACUCGCACUCAUCCCACGACAGCAACAGCUAUGGGAUGGGUUGGUCGGAGACACCUGACGACAAUUCAAGUUUACUGGUGCAAAAUAACACCAAUCCUUGGGUAUACCGUCAUUCGCCAGACGUACCGGUAGUAGGAACACAUGCCACCUAUUGGACGGGGCUACUCGUUACAGUCACCAACACCACGCCCGCCGCCGUCCUGGCCACCGUCGCGCAGCUGGAGCCCAGCGGGUGGAUCGACCGCUACACCCGAGCCGUCUUCGUCGAGAUGACGGUCUACAAUCCCCACGCCAACCUGUUCUCCGUGGUGAGCCUGCUGACUGAGUUCACUGCCAUGGGGAAGGCCUAUCCCCGUGUGGACAUCACUACAGUCCGACUCUACCGCUUCCAGACUACAUGGGCUUGGGUUGUGGUCGGCUUCCAAGGAGUCUUCAUCAUCUUCACCUUGUACUUCGUUUUCAGAGAAUUGGACUUAAUUUUAAAGCUACGGAGCUUGUACUUGAAGACCUUCUGGGGCUGUGUAGAGUUGGGUUUGGCGCUCCUCUCUCUAGCUGAGGUCGGGGUCAUGCUGUACACCUUGUAUAUUGUCCUCGAUUUCCAGUCAAAGCCAGGGACAAACAAGGAGCCAGCUGAGAGGCCGUUUGAGAAGUACCGCAGAGCGGCGUACUGGGACCAGAUCAACACGUACGUGCUGGGCUGCUUGGCUUGUGUGGGGACACUCAAACUGCUGCAUCUCCUACGGUUCAACAAGCACGUUGUUCUCGGCGCAGAUACCAUAAAGAAGGCAGCCGGGGCACUAUCCGGGUUCUUCUUGAUUUUUACCAUAGUGUUCGUCGCUUUUGCGACGUUUGCCUUCCUCGUUUUCUGUCCUACGGAGGAGGGCUUUUCGCCCUUCGUCGCCACCGUGGAAUCGAUGUUCACUAUUUUACUGGGGAAGUUCUAUGAGCUGUCAGACGCCAAGACGGUCAUGGGACCGCUCUUCACCUUCACGUUCAUCACGUUCUUCCAGUGGGUCAUCCUCAUCAUGGUGGUUGCUAUCCUAGACGGCGCCAUACAUGAGGUUGCGGAACAGAAUUCCCAACAGAAGCCCGAGACUGAGCAGGUUGCAGACCUGAUGUUGGAGAGGCUGCACUCCUGGGUAGGAGGGUUACUCCAGCGUGCCGGAAAGGGGAGGUCAUCGUCCGCCAGCCAAGAGGACUACAACCCUACAGAGGAGGAGCUGACAGACUUCUUGACAAACGCUGAUUUCGUCCGUUUGCAGGGUCGACAGGAGAGCUCAUCCACUUCUAUUGAAUUUUGCAUUGAAAAUUAAAUAUUUUCUGACACAAUUUAGCUUAUUCAUAGACUACAAUUAUGCAUAUCAGAUUAAGCUAAGGUGUAUAUGACAGUGUAAACAGAAAUUAAAGCAAAUCUGAAUAUCAUGAUACUGUAUGCGCUCAGAGAAAAGGGACACUAGAUGUCACUUUUAGCGUUUUUGCAUUUUUUUUUGAAAUUGGUUAUUUCAUCUUUGGCCUACGUUGGCCCUGUUUCAUAUUACUGUUACUGUACAGUAUCAUAAUAUAAUUGUAAAGGAAAAUACAGAAGAUUAAAAGUAGUUUUAUUAUUUAUACUUUUAUUAAUACGCAGACAUUCUGAAUGCUCAAAUGUUGUAAAGAACUGUUUUUUAACAAACUUAAUGUGUAACGUUGCAUAACAUAUAAGUACAUUGUUUUUUAAAGCUUUAAAAGGCUUACAAAUCUUGGAUGGCAACCCGUUAAUGAAUUAUACAGUUACUAAUCCACAGACCUACAUAUUCUACAACUUAACUUGAAUAGAUAACUGAUGGAAAUGACUAUAAGUUACAUGUAUAAGGACAGUGAUUUGACUUAAAAAAGAAGUAGUUCUGUGUUACGGCAUAUGAGUUGUGCAUACAAGUUUAAGGAAACCCGGAGAUAUGCCCAUAUUAGCCAUGACGUCUGUACUCUUGUAACGUUAAGCCUUGGGUUAAAUUUUGAUUUUUAAAUAUCAUCUUUGAAAACUAUUACAAACGAUUGAGAAACUAUCAGUGAAUAUCUCAGUAGUGGCAUCCAUGCCUUUUCAUUGGCAUAAUGAUGAUUAUUAGUUUAUCUAGUCUAUUUGGAUCUAACUAUUCUAAUCCGUGCCAUGCUUCUACUGCUAUAAUCGGACAUUGCGGGAAUCUUUCAAUUCAUCAGAUAGCAGUUAACGAGUAAGUAAAACAAUUUAAUUAUACUAUUGAGUAUAACAUA